Protobothrops mucrosquamatus (brown spotted pit viper) is the source of this 2700-nucleotide messenger RNA. RefSeq names its product Cbl proto-oncogene (gene CBL). Gene Ontology annotation, biological process: negative regulation of epidermal growth factor-activated receptor activity; cell surface receptor signaling pathway. Gene Ontology annotation, cellular component: plasma membrane; membrane raft. Gene Ontology annotation, molecular function: receptor tyrosine kinase binding; SH3 domain binding; calcium ion binding. Lineage: Eukaryota; Metazoa; Chordata; Lepidosauria; Squamata; Viperidae. The transcript is spliced from 16 exons. The record is from RefSeq and is a predicted model, not a curated record. The coding region runs from base 1 to 2700 and encodes 899 amino acids.
AUGGCGGCCCCGCUGAAAAAGGGCCCCGGGGGCCUCAUCGGCCUCAUGAAGGACGCCUUCCAGCCGCACCACCACCACCUCGGCCCGCACCAGCCCAGCACCGUGGACAAGAAGAUGGUUGAGAAGUGCUGGAAGCUGAUGGACAAGGUUGUGCGUUUAUGUCAGAACCCCAAGCUGGCACUCAAGAACAGUCCUCCCUACAUUCUAGACCUGCUUCCCGACACCUACCAGCACCUGCGAACUGUCCUGUCCUGCUACGAGGGAAAGAUGGAGACUCUGGGAGAAAACGAAUACUUCCGGGUGUUCAUGGAAAACCUGAUGAAGAAGACAAAACAAACCAUCAGCCUCUUUAAAGAAGGAAAAGAAAGAAUGUAUGAAGAGAAUUCCCAGCCUAGGCGCAACCUGACCAAAUUGUCUCUGAUCUUCAGCCACAUGCUGGCAGAACUGAAAGGCAUAUUUCCAAACGGACUCUUCCAAGGAGACACUUUCCGAAUCACUAAAGCAGACGCAGCAGAGUUUUGGAGAAAAGCCUUCGAGGAGAAGACCAUUGUCCCGUGGAAAACCUUCCGCCAAGCCCUACAUGAAGUUCACCCUAUCAGUUCCGGCCUGGAAGCCAUGGCAUUGAAAUCAACCAUUGACCUGACAUGCAACGAUUACAUUUCAGUGUUUGAAUUUGAUAUUUUUACCCGUCUGUUUCAGCCCUGGUCUUCUUUGCUCCGAAAUUGGAAUAGCCUUGCGGUGACUCAUCCUGGCUAUAUGGCAUUCCUGACCUAUGAUGAGGUCAAAGCCCGGCUUCAGAAGUUCAUUCACAAACCUGGAAGUUACAUUUUUCGUCUGAGUUGUACCCGACUUGGUCAGUGGGCGAUUGGCUAUGUCACUGCAGAUGGAAACAUCCUCCAGACGAUUCCCCACAACAAACCUCUUUUUCAAGCACUGAUUGAUGGCUUCAGGGAAGGCUUUUACUUGUAUCCCGAUGGAAGAAACCAGAAUCCUGACCUGACCGGCCUGUGUGAGCCCACACCGCAGGACCACAUUAAAGUCACCCAGGAGCAAUACGAACUGUACUGCGAGAUGGGCUCCACCUUCCAGCUCUGUAAAAUCUGUGCCGAAAACGACAAAGAUGUGAAGAUUGAACCCUGUGGUCACCUCAUGUGUACCUCUUGUCUCACGUCAUGGCAGGAAUCGGAGGGGCAGGGAUGCCCGUUCUGCCGGUGUGAAAUUAAAGGCACCGAGCCUAUUGUGGUGGACCCUUUUGAUCCCCGAGGAGGGGGAGGGCUUCUGAGGCAUGGGGCAGAAGGAGCCCCUUCUCCAAAUUAUGACGAUGACGACGACAGAACGGAUGAUUCACUGUUCAUGAUGAAAGAGCUGGCUGGUGCAAAAGUAGAGCGUCCCCCUUCUCCAUUUUCAAUGACUCCGCAGGCGGCACUUCCCCCAGUACCUCCACGGUUGGACCUUCUGCAGCAGCAGCAGCGUGUGUCCACCCCACCUGGAGCAUCAAGCCCAGGAACCACUUCCAAGGCUGCACCUGGUUCUCUCCACAAAGACAAACCUCUGCCGAUCCCACCGACUCACCGAGAUCUUCCUCCACCCCCCCCUCCAGACAGGCCCCACGCCGUUGGGACAGAGACUCGGUCCCAGAGACGACCCUUGCCUUGCACUCCAGGAGACUGUCCUUCCAGGGACAAGUUGCCCCCCGUGCCCUGUAACCGUCAGGGGGAGCUCUGGCCAUCGCGGCCAAUGUUGAAGGCGCCCACGGAAGCCUGGGCCAGUCGGGAGCUGAAGAACCGCCAUUCCCUCCCUUUCUCACUGCCUUCUCAGAUGGAUGCCAGAGUGGAGCCUCACAGACUGGGCAGUACUCUGAGCUUGGACACUCCGGUGAAUCAACUCGGUCUUCCUGCUGGCUUAGACAGCGAACAUUCUAAAAUAAAACCAUCUUCUUCUGCCAAUGCCAUCUAUUCUCUUGCUAUAAGGUCAUUGGUUGCCCCAAAGCUGCUCUCUGGAGAGGCCUCUGGGAAUGACGAAGACUCUGAGUACAUGUCCCCUUCCUCCUUGCCCCUGGUGCCCCCUGGCUGUGCUGGACAAAAGCCUGAUGCCAAACUGCCUUUGGAAAUGAAUACAGGUUCACGCGUAUUGGAGUGUGAGCAGGAAAUGGAGGGAACGACUUACGAAGCAAUGUUCAAUAUUCAGUCCCAGCCAGCACCGUGUUCCUCUGAAACUGCCAGCAUGCCUGACGUAGGGGACAUGGUAGCUGAUGAAGAUGCCCCCAAUGGUCCUGAGGAGCCGGGGAACGAGGAAGACGGCUAUGAUGUUCCCCGCCCAUCCGCCCAGCCAGCCACCACUCGUCGCACACUGUCCGAUAUCUCCAACGCAGCCACCUCCUUCAGCCACGCCUCUCUGGAUGGCGAACUUCUAGCAGAUGCCUCCGACGUCUCCCAGGUUCCCGAGAGGCCCCCGAAACCUUUGCCUCGGAGAAUAAACUCUGAACGGAAGGCGGGCAGCUGCCUGCAGGCCAGCGGAGCAGGACCAGUCCCUGCGGCCUCCCCGCAGCUCUCCUCCGAGAUCGAGAAUCUCAUGAGCCAAGGUUACUCAUAUCAGGACAUCCAGAAAGCCCUGCUCAUCGCCCACAACAACAUUGACAUGGCCAAGAAUAUUCUCCGGGAAUUUGUCUCCAUUUCUUCCCCCACGCACGUGGCCACAUAG